AGCGCGAUUGCUGAGGGUGCAAAAGUUUGUGGGGAUGGAGAUGGACAACAACCUUCUUACGGCAAUGGUGGAAAUGUUGAGAAAAGAAAUGCACACAUUCCACCUUCUAGAGGGAGAGAUGACGAUUACAUUGAAGGACGUAACCAUGCUGACAGAGCUUCCAAUCGAUGGAAGCACGAAGGUCAUCGUGUACCACCUCUACACAAGUCUAUGUUGUUGAUACCUUGGCUAGUGAGGAUUGUUGGGGAAUUACCGGAUGAUGUCACGGAUGCUCAGAUAGAGAGGUAUGCUCGCAUCUACCUGAUUUGUUUGGUUGGAGGAUUUUUGUUUCCGAGCAAGUCUGGUGGAAAUAUGCAUUGUAUGUGGCUUCGAGUUCUUUUGGAAGAUUGGGACGAGAUUGGGAGAAAA
This is a messenger RNA of Linum tenue, 408 nucleotides long. The record is from the annotation of a GenBank genome assembly. NCBI's taxonomy places the organism in Eukaryota, Viridiplantae, Streptophyta, Magnoliopsida, Malpighiales, Linaceae.